AUUCACUAUGCCUCAGUCUAUUGAAGUGGUUUGACAGGCUAACUGCCCUGGGACUUUUGCACUUUCACAUCAUUGAACAGAUUCAGAGUCACCCGUGUAUCAUCCAUUCACGAUGGACGACUUUGAAUACAGUGUGCACAUCUCCGACUAAGACUGGGACUGUUUUUUUCAGGAGUGUGAGGACUGUGACCUGCUCUCUCCAGUGCUUGCCAGCCGAGAGGACUCUGGUAUGAGUGACAUUGAUGAGACGGGCUGCCUCUUUCUAAUCAGGACCCCGGCCGUGGGCACAGCAUCCACAGACCCUGAUCCAGACCUUCAGAUUGAUGGCCCGCCAGACUGUGAGGGUUCACCUGUCUGUAAUUACCUCAGCAAGUACGGAAUACGUAGUCCAGAGCAGGUUCUCUCUGGCAGUGAGGAAGACUUGCACCUUCAGACUGUCAAUCUAUUCUUUGAGCAGUUAAAAAGUGUCACAGAAAAUCAACAGCCCUUGGAACAAAGCCACGUUGUCAUUUGUGAAAGUGAGAAGACAGGACAUCUGAAGGGUUUGAUUGAUAAGCAGGAUAUUCUGUCUGUAGACCUUGGUCCAUCUGGCCGAAAUGAGGCCAGUCUUAGAGGAGAAAUCACUAAAAAGGCUGUGGCUAAUACCUGGGGCGAUAUAGCCUCAGAAAAAGCUUUAGAGAUCACAUCCGCUAAUGUGCAUGAAGAUGCAUCAAAGUCUGACACAGAGCUAGUCAUUGGAGGGAAGCUAUUGACAACACCCCUAAUUACAGUAAGAAUGAAACAAGGGGAACAGGGAAGAUUUAGCAGUCUCAGCAAAGAUCUAGAGCUGACUCCUGAAACAAAGCCACCUGAAAAAGAGAAAAUGGUAGUGGUUAAUAGAAAAGACAUGACUGACCCAUAUCCAGCAAGACAAAACAUUGCUCAACUGGAUGCUAUAAGUAGUUCUGACUCGAAAGAUUCACCAGUCGGUCAGAUCCCAGUGUCACCUUCCAAUCUCAGGAGAAAGAGGAGGAAGAAGAAGAGAUUGAGUAUCGAACCAGUAGAGCAAGGACAUGAGGCUCAGAUCCACUACCAUCAAAGUGAAUCAGAGGAAGAGAGAUUUAUUUACAGGGAAGAGAUCAACAACCUUCCUGCAAAUGUCUGGAAGACCGAGCACCUAUCACUUCAGAGAAUUAAAACACCUUCAAUUGUGCAUAAUACUGAUCAUUUACAGCUUAACAACACAUCUGAUUUGGAGGCUUCAGCUGAUUUUAUGUUUUCAAAAAGCUUGCCAGUAUCUUUUGCCAGUGAUUUAGGCACCACACUUCCAAAGUCGGAAGUUGGACACAUAAACUUUAAUACUAAAAGCAUGCAUGAUACGUCCCUUGUAAACAAUGGACAAUUGAAAGCAAAGAUUUGUGAGCUGUCAUUAUUUUCCCAGAUAGAUAAAGUUCUGAAUGUAAAAGAAAGUGGAUUAAAUAUAACCGAAUCCCUUCAGCUUGAUCCUGCCGUACAAUUAAGAGAGAGCAGGACCGGUAUUAGAGAGACCUUAUCAGCACCUCUAAGUGAUAAUUCUGAUGCAGGAUGCCAGAGGAAAUCCUUAUUAUCUCCUAGCAUUUCCAGUGCUGUUGAUUCAACAGAGACUCCUUCCAUUACAGUCUCUUUUAAAUUGACGGAGGGCAAAGAUUUAUCCUGUAUGGGAAAUGAGACUGGCUGUUCUCUAUUAAAAAAUGAACAAACAAUUCCAAGCAGUAGUAAUAUAUUAGAGAUUUCAGCCACCAAAGAAAGCAGCUUGUUUUUAACUGACAACGUUGAUAGAGUAGAAUCUGGUUCAGAUGGAAAUGGUCCAGAAUCCUUUACUUGUUCACAGGAAGUUUCUCAAAAACAGAAAGCAUGUAUUCAUGAGAACAUUUCAGAAUUUCAAAGCCAUUCGGGCUCUCAAACCAUUGAAAUAAACACAAAUAUACCUGUAAACAAGACAGAUGCAAAGACUGCGAGUCAUAUGUCUGAUAAUAUUGAUCAUGGAACAGAUGACUGUCAUAUGCAAAGCAGAAAUAAGACUAGUGAGAUAUUAAUUGUGAAUGCCUCGCCCAUAAAACCAAGGAAUUCGGAUGAAUCAGAUGACAAGAGAGACAUUAAUGAUAAUGAAGUUGCUGUUUCAGCCAGGAAUAAUAGUGAACAGCUAUUUUGUGGCAAGUUCAUCAAAUCUAGUGAACACAUACAUGGUCCUACAAAAGAAAUGCUCAGUGAAGAUCAUACUCAAGAUGUUGCAGAGUUACCUCAAAAUAUGUUUGCUGAAAGUAACCCUUCUUCCGGUGAGUUGAAAAGUGGAACCAAAGACCUUGAGAGUGCUUCUCUUGAUGCUUCACAUCAACUUCCAUGUCCUGUGUUUGCUAUCUCCUCCUUUUGGAAUGAAAUGGAGAAACUAACCAUCAAUGACAUAUUGCAUCUGCAGUUGAUCAGUAACUCCCAGCACCCCAGCAUUUUGACCCAGGCAGAGGAUGGUAGCAUAGCAGACACUACAGAUGCUGCAGAUUCAGGCUACUUUACACAACCUGAUGACUCUAAGCCGGACCGCUUAACUGGAGACACGUCUUACAUAUCUGAUCUGGAUGAAGACCUCGCUCAGCUUCAAACCCCAUUUCCUUCCAAGCAAGAGGAUGAGUCAAGUGAGUUUCCUAGCUCUUGUGGGGUGAUGUGGGAGAAUGAUCCAGAUCCAGUGGUUGUGGUUGACGCAAUGGUGCACAUAAGUUCUGAAACCACUCUUCCUGAACAUCUCUACACGGCUAAUGCUCAACAGUGCUUCAGAAGAAUGUGUAAGAACAUGUCUGUGCAGAACCCGCAAGCUCUAGACACUCGUCCAAUCAGACAAAUCCUGAGCAAUGCCUCAAUGCAUUCAAUCCAUUCAGAGGUGGAAGAUGAUUUAAUGGAUCCUUUCUACCAUGUGAACACUUCAGGUUCAAAGAUCUUUUCUGAUGACGAAGAAGAAAUAGAGAGCAGUGGUAUAACAUUUUAUGAAAUAAUCCAGUAUUUCUUUGGUGAGGAUGAACCUGAAAAAUGUGUGUCUCGUGCAGACAACAUAGCUGCCUCAUACCUUGAUGAAACAGGCACCUCUUUGCCUGAGACGUAUGACCAUUUCUUCUCCGAGUUUGAUGCUGGAAGUUUUGUUUGUCCAAUUGUGGAAGAGUCCCGCUCAGCUAACAGAAUCCUUCAGUUCCCAGAGGCAUAUGACUAUUUCUUUCCCGAUUCCCCUGGGAAUUCAGAUGAAGAUGAUGAGAAUGACAAUGCAGCGAUCAAUGUAGUGACACGGUAUGACUAUAAGCCUCCCAACCAUGAUCCUGUUGACAUGUACGAGCACUUCUUUUCUGAAGAUGAGAGCGAAUUCCUCUGGACAAACCCUCUUUCACUUAGAAAAGUUCGACGCACAGGUUUUACCGUCCCUGAAGAGGAGACAUUUUCUGGGGAGCUUGUCCCUGUGAAGACAUUUCCCAAAGGAAUCAUUCAACCUAUUAAUGAUAUGAGCCCUGAUGGGAGCCCUUUCCCAGAUUCUUUGCUUCUCAACCUGGAGAACCGCAUCUUCCAGCAGCUGACUGAACAACAAAAGAAGUGUAUGGAGAUGCAGACAGUUGUUGCUGAUCCAAGAUUGGAUGCUCCAUUCUUGCCUCUUAAACAGGCAGACAUGUGCUUGAUUUGUAUUGCUUUUGCCUCGUGGGUGUUGAAAUCAACUGGUUCAGGAGCAGACACCUGGAAAGCUGCUCUUCUCGCAAACGUCAGUGCACUCUCUGCCAUACGAUAUCUGCGCAGACACAAGAGGGAGGAGGUCUUUGGAAAAACUCCUUUGCGUCAGAUAGGCAGCAUAACUCCAUAGCACCGCGACAGCCCCCAGAUCUGAUUUCAGUCACAUUGCCAUGUUUCCAUGUAAUCCAAAAGGGUGGUGGCGAAUGUCAAACAUGUGCAUGCAUGACUUUUCCAUCCUUCUCAGUACAUAUUAUUAUGAUUAACACUCUGAUGUGUGUUUCUUGCGGAUGAACUCAGUUGAUAUACAAUAGAUGUAGCUAAAUAUCUGAGAAAAAAAAACUGUGACUUCAGGCCAGUGGCAUUUCAAUAAUCUGCAUAUCCAGAUUUAAAAAAGCAAUGUAGUUUGUUUAUGAAAUGACCAAAGCUCUUUAUCUGAUUCUGAGAUAUUGUGGAUUCACUGUUCACAGUGAAUGCUGUUGUGCGUUGUGAUGAGAGCAUGAGAUGAUGAGAUGAUUAUGGAGGUGUUAUGAUGAAGAUAGACGUGUGUGUCUAAAUAAGUGUACCUGUGGGGAGGUUCAAACGUAUAGGCGGUUUAUUGUGAUACUAUUGGGAUAUUUUUGCUGGGCCAAAUUAUUUUGGUGUAUUUAUAGACCAAGUAUAAAAUCAGAUACCCAUGUGAUGAUGCCACUUCCGAUCUGAAAACAGUGUUUGAUUUCUUCAAAUUUCAGUCAUAUGGUGCUCCCAGUUUUAAAUAUUAUGUAGGAUAAAUAAAUCUGAUUUAAUUUGAUUUAAAUGAGGGUACGGGUGUUUUUUGUUUUUUUGUCAGUACACCUGUAUGUCAAUAGUAAUUCUUAUGUUGCCCACUAGAGGGGACUAAACAGCCAAUUGUAUUAUGAUUGUGCCAGUCUACGGUAAGAAACCUAAACAUUUUUUACAAAUUGUAAAAUUUAACAUUUGUUAUAAUUGAGGGGAACGAACAUUGCCGUUUUUAUGGAAAUAGAACAAAAAAGAUUUGUUCUAACAGUUCUGGAGAAAGUUAAGAAAAAAGUAUUUGCUUAUUACCCCAUUGAGACAUGCAACGGGUACUUCUAAAUGUUACCAGCAGAUGGCAACAGAAGACAGCUGUAAAGGUCACAAUAAAUUCCGCGCGGACAGAGACCUCUCUGACGUUCAUAAUUCAAAUGCAUCAUUUCCAACACACUGUUGAAGGUUCACUUUCACAACGUUUUUACAGCAUUUGUCACCGUUCAGAUGUACUAAAUUAAAUUUAGGGUAAGAUGACCCACCUUUUUCUCUUGACCAUAAAUGGCAAAAAAAAUAUCAUCUCAGCACUAAUGAAUGGCUACGCUAUUUUUAAUUUUGUGUGAAUAUCAACAUCUGUUAGAUUUGUGGGGUAAACGUUAUAUUUAUUAUUUUGCAGUAAAACGUUAGACCCUUGGUGGGCCCCCGAGAAUUAAUACAGAAGGCCCCGAGUGGCAUGUAGUUACUACUAGUGUUUAUUACUUAUUGCAAUUAAUGGAGUUAUUUAAUAUUUCCAUGAAUUAACUGUACA
Messenger RNA from Sinocyclocheilus rhinocerous, 5269 nucleotides. RefSeq lists its product as uncharacterized. The transcript has 4 exons. Gene Ontology annotation, biological process: response to muscle activity; regulation of DNA-templated transcription. Gene Ontology annotation, cellular component: nucleus; cytoplasm. The record is from RefSeq and is a predicted model, not a curated record. Bases 230 to 3847 code for a protein of 1205 amino acids. Lineage: Eukaryota; Metazoa; Chordata; Actinopteri; Cypriniformes; Cyprinidae.